This is a messenger RNA of Loa loa (African eye worm), 882 nucleotides long. RefSeq lists its product as hypothetical. Gene Ontology annotation, cellular component: nucleus. Gene Ontology annotation, biological process: cell differentiation; positive regulation of DNA repair; anatomical structure development. The record is from RefSeq and is a predicted model, not a curated record. Bases 1 to 882 code for a protein of 293 amino acids. The transcript has 5 exons. Lineage: Eukaryota; Metazoa; Nematoda; Chromadorea; Rhabditida; Onchocercidae. Gene Ontology annotation, molecular function: protein tyrosine phosphatase activity.
AUGAAUUCAUUAGCAAAUGAUAUGAAUACAUCCAAUCAAUUAUCUUCGUUUACCACAAAACCUGAAACGAAACGAUUAAAUAAAACAACAAAACGUAAAAAAAAUCCGGCUGGUAGAAAUAGUCCGGAAAAGCAAUAUAAACGUGCAUUUAUAUGGGAAAUGGAAGAUGUUUGUGCAUUAUCGAAUUUUUUCCUUCGAUCAAAUGAUCCAAUUCGUAAUGAACGAUUAGCACAAAUGAUUAAUAAUAAUGUUAAUCGAUUGAUUACAUCUAUUUUUGGCAUUGAUCAAGAUAUUCAAGAUUGUGAAUAUGUUAAUAUCGAAGAUGCUAAUAUCGAUGAUACAUUUGAUGAUAUGACAUAUACGCCAAUUAAUAUCGAUACACCAAGUACAUCAGCAAUUGGUGACACUGAAUCAUCGUUGUUAUGUCAUGCACGUGGAGGUGUAGAUUGGAUGAGAAAAUUAGCUGCAAAAUAUCAACACAUUAAAGAUAUUUAUAAUUCGUAUAAGAAUAAUUUUGCUGGCCUUUUAGAAAGAACUGGAAAUACGGAACGAGCCGAAUUAUUAACAUUAAAAUCAACAAUGGAACCAUUAACCCAAGGUUGGGGAGAAAGUGUUGGACAAUGUUUGAAGCUCGUUAUUGAGAGAUCAUCUUGUGAGCAUUAUGCAAAUGUGUUAUUAACGGGCGAAAAUAUUGUCUCAACAUUAGCUAAAUUAUUAAUUAUGGAGCAAAGUUCAAUGAUACCGGCGGAAAAUGUUUAUAGCAUAAUGAAAAUUGGUAAAGAAGCGGUAAUUGACCGAAUUUUGAGUCAUUUUGGAAAAAAAUGCUCUUUUGUUGUCAUAUCAACACAUCUUGAUACGCAUGAAAUUGCCAAAAAGGUUUGA